AUGGUGGUGAAGAGAAGCUUCGAAGAACUUCCUCCAGAGAUACAAACGGAGAUACUGUUACGGUUGCCUCUGAAGACCUUGGUGAAAUGCAUCUGCGCCUCAAAGACUUGGGCGUCUCGUAUCCGCACAAAAGAAUUCAAAAAUGAUUACUUGAGCCGUUCGGUACAAAGGCCUCGAAUGAUGUUCCUGGUCUAUCAACCAAGAUACAGGAGAAGCAGUGAGGUGUUGUUUCAGUCUGUUUAUGAAGAAGAAGAACCAUUGUUGUCGUCUGGUCAAGAACAUGUGCUUCUUUCUCAAGACCGAGGAUAUGUGGCUUCUCCACUCGUCCGAGGUUUGAUCUGUCUUCGUGAAAAGAAAAAUGUUAUCAUUUUCAAUCCUGGUACGAACAAGUGUCAUCAUUUACCGGAGAUCCCAGUGCCUAUAGAAAGAGGCAUAAUGCUUUUUUUAGGGUACGAUGAACUUACGGAUGUAUAUAAGGUUUUAUGCAUAGCAGUUUGGGAAACUAGGAAGCGGUCGAAAAGAGUUAAGGAACAAGGUAUUUUCACGAUGGGAUUGGAUGAAGUAGCUUGGAGACGGAUCACAUGUGAGCAUGAUCAGUAUGAUCCAGUUCCUAACCGAGAAGGACUAUGUACUGGAGGAGUUUUGUACUAUCGAGCUUGGUCCGAUAGUGGCAAAGGUAUGAUGAUGAGGUUCAACGUGAGGUCUGAAGAGUUUAGUGUCAUUGAGUUACCUGGACAUGGUUGGGAUCUGAUGAAUAACAACGAUAGGCGUGGUUGGGAAUUAGUGAAUUACAAUGGUGCAGUUGCCUUGGUGGAUGGCUCUGGUUUUUCACAUGGAGUUGUGAACGAGUCGAGUGGGAAUAAAGUCUUUCAUAUAUUUGUUAGAAAUGAAGUUAGAGGAAACUGGUCGAGAGAGCCCAUAGAGAUCCCUCGUUUUAGAGAAGCAGUUGCGAGUCCUAAGGUGUAUUUUUUCAGAGGUACCACCAAAACAAGAAAACUAGUUUUCUUAGUGAAAGACUUGUUACCAAAGAUUAAUGGGAAAAGAUCAGUCUGUGUUGUGUGUUACGAUCCAAUUCCGAAGACAAGAGAUCUCAGACGAUUUAAGAUUGAAGGUGGGGAAGAGAGUCAUUGUGUUCGAAUCUACUUGGAUCAUGUUGAUACUCCUAUCUUUAUCUGAAGAACAAGAGUUGGGUCGACGUUUCUUUAUUAUCAAGAAACUGGUUUGGGAUUGUGUAGUUAUCAUUUCUAUUGUCGU
Molecule: messenger RNA, 1254 nt
Organism: Capsella rubella
Lineage: Eukaryota; Viridiplantae; Streptophyta; Magnoliopsida; Brassicales; Brassicaceae
Product: putative F-box protein At1g70960
Exons: 1
Coding region: 1-1176 (391 amino acids)
Molecular function (GO): protein binding
Source: RefSeq, a predicted model, not a curated record